Messenger RNA from Paramisgurnus dabryanus, 2717 nucleotides. RefSeq names its product ribosomal RNA processing 1 (gene rrp1). The record is from RefSeq and is a predicted model, not a curated record. Lineage: Eukaryota; Metazoa; Chordata; Actinopteri; Cypriniformes; Cobitidae. Gene Ontology annotation, cellular component: nucleus; preribosome, small subunit precursor. Gene Ontology annotation, biological process: rRNA processing.
CAGAGCGCGACUGGGCAGAGGCGAGCGUGCGCGAGUUAAGCGUGAGAGGGUGAACUGCACGUGAAGAGUCGAAAAUGGCAUCGACACAAGAAGCAGAAAUUAUAUUUGCUCAGAAACUAGCAUCCAAUGAGAAGCCCAUCAGGAGUAAAGCUUUACUGAAACUGCGUAAAUACAUCAGUGUCCGAUCAGAGAAAGGUGGAUUCAGUGAAGAUGAACUAUUAAAGAUUUGGAAAGGCCUUUUUUACUGCCUUUGGAUGCAAGAUCUGCCUCUGUUACAGGAAGAACUGUCGACAAAAAUAUCGGCACUGCUCCACAGCUUCCGGACCGUUGACAGUCAGUUCCUGUAUUUUAAAACAUUUCUUCAGACUAUGAAGAGAGAGUGGAACGGUAUUGACAGACUUCGAAUGGAUAAAUUCUAUCAGUGUGUCCGCUUUGUCUUCCGGGAAGUGUUUGAAAUGCUGAAACGACACGACUGGAAGCCAAGUGUGGUGAAUGAGUUUUUAGAGCUGAUCUCAGGACAGCUUUUGCAGAGCUCCAGCUCCGCUCCGUCCGGACUUAUUCUUCACAUCCUGGAUCUUUAUUUGAAUGAACUUGCUCUCAUCGGUUCAGCUACGCUCACGGCCGAACAGAACCAAGCCUUCAUUGAGCCCUUCUGCAAGGCAAUGGCCAAAACCAAAGAUCGAGUGCUGUUGAAGGCCAUCGGAAGCAACAUCUUCAACACCAUUGUGGAUCAGGUUCCUUUCGCCAUCGAGGAUCUGCUGAGAGAGAUUCGGCAAAAUGAAGGACGGGAAUCUGAAUCUGAAGACGAAGAGUCUGGCAAUGAUCAGAUGAAGAUGAAAGCUGCAGAAGAUGAUGAUCAUGAGGAGGACAGUAGUGAUUUGGGGGACGAUUUUUCUUAUGAGAAGGAUGUCAAAGGUGGAGCUGAAUGUGAAGCCGUUCUUCAGUUUGACUAUGGUGCGAUAGCUGACAGACUAUUUCAGUUGGCCAGUUACACAAAUAUCCCGAGCUUCAACCGCUCAAAGAUCUACAAGUUUGUGAAAAUUUUUAGAGACUUGACCGAAGGUGUUUUCCCUCAGGAUGAGGUGGAGGACGUCUCUAGUGAGGAGGAUGAUGAUGAUGACAACAGGAGGAGAAGGAAGAAGAAGAAGAGAUUAAACAAACAGUCACAGGAGAAGACAGACAAAGCAGAUACAGAGAGCUCAGAGAUAACACCUGAAACAGAUCCAUCAAAAAAGAAGAAGAAAAAGGGAAAGAAGAGACGUUUAAAGGGUAUCGAAGAUCAGACUGGUUCAGAUGUGGACAGACCCAUGAUAGAGACGGUCAACGUUCCUGCCUCUAAACCACUGAACAACCACACAAAAAAGAAAGCCAAAGGUUUAUUGGUCAAUGAAGAGCAAAGCAAACACAUGAUUACAAUCACUGAUCCUCCAAAAGAACAGCCGGAUUCAUCUGAUCUCAGAUCAGUGAAGAAACAGAAGAAGAGGAAGAAGAAUGAAAGUGAAUGUGGAGCAGAUGAGGACCUCAGCGUCGUUCCUCCUGCACUGCAGAUGAAGAAAAGAAAACUGAAGAAAAAGCAAAGAUGCGCUGGUGAUGGAGAAACCACAGGUGACUGUUCACAGACGGACGAUAAACAAACUCACACGUUACACACAGACACCACGGCACCUGAUCUCUCCACAACAACACUGAAGAAGAAAAAGAAAAAGAAAACUUCUACAGAUGACCCGUCAGAUGUCACAGAAGAGAAGACAAAAAACAAGAUGAAGGUGAAAAAGAGCAAAAUAAAAAAGAAAGCUGUGAGGUCUGAAGAGUGCAGAGAAUCGGAUGAGACCGCAGAGACGCUUCAUAUAGAUGAGAAACAAACACAGAGUCAUGAAAACACAGAAACAAACACUGUGAAUAAGAAGAAGAAGAAGAAAUUGAAAUCUGUGGAGAUAAAUGGAGAAACAAAUGAACGCGUGAGGAGAAAGAGAAACAUCAUGAACGGACACGCAGAACCAGAGAGUGUAAAGAAACAAAAAAUAGUUAGUGAGUCUGAUAAACCUACCAAUCAGAUGAACACUAAAGGUUUUGCGUUUAGUCCAAAGAAAAGUCCCACUGCUCUCUUCUGUCGAUCUGCAGGUUUUAUCACUCCUGUGUGUAAGAAACAGAGUUUGAGGAUUUCCAAAUCGGAAACAAAAAAGGUGACCUUUGGGCUGAAGAAUAAUAAAACAAUGGAAUUCAGAAAGAUGGACCGAAGCUCACUGUUAAGUCCCGCCGGUCGGUCACAAGUUGCUUUUGACCCCAAGAAAACACCAAAAUCUGGUGUGUUAAAAUCACCCACAUCAUCACCAGCCAUCCGGAGAAGAUCCACAGCUGCAGAUUUCUUUUAAAAUAAAAAACUUCCACAACUUUAUACAGUCAUUUCCUAUGAAACCUAAGCCCAUAUGUUUAAAGCUGUUUUAUAUUAAGAUUCUUUUGUAAAGUUAAAGCUGCCGUGUUUUAAAACAUCUGUGUGUUUCAUGAACUGGUUAAUAUUGAAUUCAAGCUUUUAAAAUAAGAGUUUUAUAUUUUAAUAUACAAGGGCUGUAAGAAGUAAACCCAGAUGAUUCAAAAAAUAAAAUCUAUAAACAGCUUGUGUAAAAAUGGAUGAUAAUCAGUUUCUAAAGAACUAAGAACUGAGUGAAGUACAAACUAAUUUAGUCUUCACAACAUGAAUAAAGGAAGAUGAGUUUUUA